Emericellopsis atlantica is the source of this 2181-nucleotide messenger RNA. RefSeq names its product zinc homeostasis factor 1. Gene Ontology annotation, biological process: intracellular zinc ion homeostasis; zinc ion transmembrane transport. The coding region runs from base 119 to 1858 and encodes 579 amino acids. The transcript has 3 exons. Gene Ontology annotation, cellular component: membrane. Lineage: Eukaryota; Fungi; Ascomycota; Sordariomycetes; Hypocreales; Bionectriaceae. Gene Ontology annotation, molecular function: zinc ion transmembrane transporter activity. The record is from RefSeq and is a predicted model, not a curated record.
CACUGCCGUCCACUCAACCCGACAUUUUGCAAAGUUUCUGCUUUGCGACUUUGCGACUUUCGCCUGCCUUCGUGAUCGACACGAGCGCUACAUUCUUUUUCUCGAAUAAUCCAUCAGCAUGGGCAGCCUCAAGAUGUCGUGGUCGAAAUCGACCCGUAUCAAGGUCAUGAUCGCCAUCGACACCUUCUUCUUCCUGACAGAGCUCAUAGUCGGCUUCUACGCGCACUCUCUGGCUUUGACGGCGGACGCCUUCCACAUGCUCAACGACAUCAUUUCCUUGAUCAUCGGUCUCUGGGCUGUAGUCGCUUCGCAAAAGGCAACGACGGACGAAUUCACUUUUGGGUGGGUGCGCGCUGAGAUUCUCGGUGCCUUUUUCAACGCCGUCUUCCUCAUCGCGCUUUGCGUCUCGAUCAUCCUCGAAGCUGUUACACGACUCGUCGAACCGCCAGAGAUCAAGGAUCCCUGGCUGAUCCUGACCGUAGGCUGCGCUGGCUUGUUUUCGAAUCUCGUCGGCUUUGUUGUUCUCGGUGGCCACGGUCACGCCCACGGUCCCGGAGGUCAUGACCAUGAUCACGACCACUCGCACGAUGAGCACGCGGGGUACGAUCACGAUCACCGGCAAAGCCAUGAUGAAGAGCAAGGUCUCGAACGACCACUCGAGGCUGAAGCUGCGGGCGAAAGAGGUUCUAUUGGAGGUGUACUGCCAGAGGUCGUUGUCCGUCGCGCUACCAAGGGUCGCCAAUCCACUGCCGAAGCCCGCGACUCCCCGAGACGCAUUCGGCUUGGCAACGGCGAUUCCUCCAGUAAGGAUGAUGGAGCCGCUGGUGCCAGCCGUAGGACGUCCUUGCACUCAAAGGAUCGUGGCCGCCGCCGGUCGAGCAGGAGUGGACACACGCGCCUGGCCUCGUUCGACGAUAUGAGUAUUCAUCCACAGAGUUUCCGCAAGGACAUUAUCGCUGCUGUCUCAUCUCCUGCGGCCGAGGACAGCGAAAGCGAGGAGGACGACCAAGUCGCGGAGGAUGCGACCGAAAACUCCCCUUUGCUUGACAAGAAUGGUAGUUCUCACGGUACACUCAAUGGGCCCUCCCAUUCUCACACGAAAAGAGCUCGUCGCGACUCGAGUGUCCACGCAGGCCACAACCACACCUUGCCGCCGAAGAAGUCAAAGGGUGGCCAUGGCCAUAACCACGGAGACAUGGGCAUGAAUGCCAUGGUCCUCCACGUCAUUGGUGACGCCCUGGGCAACCUUGGUGUAAUCAUCUCAGCCUUGAUCAUCUGGAAGACAAACUGGCCCGGCAAGGAGUACGCGGAUCCCCUCGUUUCACUGGUCAUCACCGCCAUCAUCCUCAAGACAGCCAUUCCACUCACGAGCGCAACUUCCAAGGUCCUACUCCAGGCGGCCCCGGAGCACAUUAGUGUGCCUGACAUUCGCCAAGACAUCGAGGCCCUGCCUGGUGUGGUCAGCUGCCAUCAUGUCCACGUCUGGCAACUGUCUGACACCAAGAUCGUGGCCAGCAUGCACCUCCAGGUGACCUUCCCUAUCGACUCGGACUGCGGCGAGAAGUACAUGGAGCUCGCAAAACGUGCGCGCAAGUGCCUCCACGCAUUUGGCAUCCACAGCGCGACCAUUCAGCCCGAGUUCUGCCUUGAUGCUGAGCGCUACCGAGCCAUUGCUGGGAACAGCUUCCAGGGCGUCGCGGAUGCGGCUGGUGGCCCCAAGUCUGACGUGUGCCUACUUGAGUGCAUCGACGACUGCGAAAUGCCCGGCUGCUGUAGUGUGCAAGAGCAGUCAUCCCGGGACUCGUCCGUGCGCCGAGGCAGCGGCUCCUCACAUUCUCACGACGGACAUGCUCAUUAAUAGAGUAGGGCCGCGACACUUUGUAUUUUCUUCUCUCAUGAUUUCGGCAGCAGCAGCAGUCCUACCUUGCUUUGGUUAUAGGCGAUAACCGCAAACUUGACACAAAUUUUCCUUAUCUAUUUGGGCUGACGUUGGGUGGUAUGCUCGGAACAGGCGAGGGACCCUCUCUUGGGUGGCCGACGCGAUUACUGUUUUACGACCAGUUUACUUUGGCGUUCCGUGUGGCGAGUUGGGUAAUGCAUAGAGGUUUAGAUGAAAGGCAAAGGGAGCCUAAUAUACGAAGUCUUUUCCCCGACCAUCUGUCCUACGUACUGCAUGUUCGU